This is a messenger RNA of Drosophila kikkawai, 1346 nucleotides long. RefSeq lists its product as uncharacterized. The record is from RefSeq and is a predicted model, not a curated record. Lineage: Eukaryota; Metazoa; Arthropoda; Insecta; Diptera; Drosophilidae.
GCCAAGUAAGGUCCUUGCUCCACCUGCGAGGGUUCGCCGCGGCGUUUCCUUGUUCAGUUUUGUUUGGAUAGGCCAACGGGCUGCAGCAGCAAUGAGGCACAUGCCCCGGCUCAAUACCACAACUCCGGCUAAACGGCAACAAUAGUCACGGUAAUUGCAACUUUCGACUACGAAGGAUAAAUCAACUUUGGCGGCGACACAAAGACACACAAUCAGAAUGUCGCAUUUGCUGAGGCGCACCAAGAAGUCCUGUCUGAAGUUGCUGCGCCGGAUAUCCACCUCAAAGCAGCUAUUUGUGCAGCGCCUGGACGAGGAGGAUGGCGACGAGGACGAUAUGGAGCCGGAAGUGGGUGCAGACCUGCAACGGGGCCUCGAGCUGGACGUCAACAGCAAUUGCCACAUGACGGAGGCCAUCUACGAGGAGCUGCAGCUGGACGAGUGCAACCAGAAUGAGGCGCCACCGGAAAUGGCCAGGGAGGCGGAGGAACCACAGCCGCAGGAGGCAACGAAGCUCGAUCUGAGAAGCAAGUACUUGAUGAGCUGCGGAAACUACGAGGUGCUGGACACCAUUGAGUUUGAGCGGGUGCCCUACAAGGAGAAUGUGCGCUAUCUCCGGCACACGCCCUCCAACUCCAGCCUGGAUCUGCAGCUGGAGGAGCAGCAGCAGCAGAUGCAACAGCCGCCUCCAAAGCAGCUGUCAGUGCAUCAGCCUCCCAGACAGACGCCCCAGAAGAUGGUCAGCCACCGGCUGCAGCACCAGCAUCCCUGCAGCAUCAGCCUGGGCUCAAAGUUCGAGGGCAACUACCACAGCGUGGUGAUCAUGGAGCCGCCGCACGAUGACUUUCCCAUAGUCAAGUGGGAUAUCAAUGGCAAUUCCCUGGACGACGACACCUGCGAUCGCUGGGAGGACUUCGAUACGAGAUGGCGUCAGGCGGCGGCGGCCACCACCAGAUCGUUCUCGCAAUCGCAGUCCCAGAAGUCCAGCCACCAGUCCAGCUCCUGCACGCUGGAGACCUGGGUGGACGAUGCGGAGCCGCUGAGCCUGGAGCUGCACAGGCACGAGAAUGCGGCCAACUGUAACUUUUGCCUUAGGAGCUUUUGAGUCCGGGAAAUCGGGAAUCAGGGUACCCAAAUAUAUAUCCAUGUAUAACCUCCACACUUUGCGUCCAGCGAUAGAGCACAGAAACCAGUCUUGUGAGAAUUAUCUACAUAUAUGUAUUCGACUCGGAGAGAGUCGACAGACCGCAAUUUUCAUUAUAGAAAGUUGUUUUCGAAAAUAUCCAUUAACAAUAAAGCGUGUUUGCGUGUGUGUGUGCGGCGCUCCUUUGGCUCCAUACCUUGAAUAA